AUGGCUGACGAGGUUUACGACGGUGCGAUCGGUAUCGAUCUGGGCACCACCUAUUCUUGCGUUGCCAAUUAUGAGGGAACCAAUGUUGAGAUCAUUGCAAACGAGCAGGGUAGCUUCACCACUCCCUCGUUCGUCUCCUUCACCGACAAGGAGCGCUUGAUCGGCGAGUCCGCAAAGAACCAGGCUGCUAUGAACCCCAGAAAUACCAUCUUCGAUAUCAAGCGAUUGAUUGGCCGGAGAUUUGAUGACCCCAUCGUUAAGAAGGAUAUCGAAUCAUGGCCGUUCGCGGUUGUUGAUGCUGAUGGAAGCCCUAUGGUCGAGGUUGAGUAUCUCGGUGAGACCAAGACUUUCUCACCACAAGAGAUCUCAGCCAUGGUUCUCGGCAAGAUGAAGGAAGUUGCCGAAGUCAAGUUGGGCAAGAAGGUUUCCAAGGCAGUUAUCACUGUCCCUGCCUACUUCAACGACAACCAGCGUCAAGCUACCAAGGAUGCCGGUGCCAUCGCAGGACUCAACGUUCUCCGAAUCAUCAACGAGCCAACUGCUGCCGCCAUUGCCUACGGUCUCGGUGCCGGAAAGUCCAACAAGGAGCGAAAUGUCUUGAUCUACGAUCUUGGUGGAGGAACCUUCGAUGUGUCCCUUCUUAACAUCCAGGGUGGUGUCUUCACUGUCCGCGCCACUGCUGGUGACACACAUUUGGGAGGUCAAGAUUUCGAUACCAACCUGCUCGAGCAUUUCAAGAAGGAGUUCCAGAGAAAGACCAAGAAGGACAUGUCAAAUGACCCCCGUGCCCUUCGUCGUCUCCGGACAGCUUGCGAACGUGCCAAGCGAACUCUCUCCAACGGUGCCCAAACCACUGUUGAGAUUGACUCCCUCUUCGAUGGAGAGGACUUCAACGCCCAAAUUACCCGUGCUCGUUUCGAGGAUCUCAACUCCAAGGCCUUCAAUGGCACUUUGGACCCAGUUGCCCAGGUCCUCAAGGAUGCUAACGUCGACAAGAGCAAGGUUGACGAGAUCGUACUAGUUGGUGGAUCUACCCGUAUCCCACGGAUACAGAAGCUCCUCAGCGAUUUCUUCGAUGGCAAGAAGCUUGAGAAGAGCAUCAACCCUGAUGAGGCUGUCGCAUAUGGUGCUGCCGUCCAGGCCGGUAUCCUUUCCGGAAAGGCCACCUCAGCUGACACCGCUGAUCUCCUCCUUUUGGACGUCGUUCCUCUUUCCCUCGGUGUUGCCAUGGAGGGUAACAUCUUCGCCCCCGUCGUCGCCCGUGGCCAGACCGUCCCAACUAUUAAGAAGAGGACCUUCACCACUGUUGCGGAUAACCAACAAACCGUUCAAUUCCCUGUCUUCCAGGGUGAGCGUGUGAACUGCGAGGAUAACACAUCCCUCGGAGAGUUCACCCUUGCACCAAUCCCUCCCAUGAAGGCUGGUGAUGCCGUCCUCGAGGUUGUUUUCGAGGUUGACGUCAACGGUAUCCUCAAGGUCACUGCCACCGAGAAGACUUCCGGACGCAGCGCCAACAUUACCAUCUCCAACUCUGUUGGCAAGCUUUCUUCCAGCGAGAUUGAGAGCAUGAUUAACGAUGCCGAGAAGUUCAAGACCAGCGAUGACGCUUUCAGCAAGAAGUUUGAGGCCAGACAACAACUUGAGUCAUACAUCUCAAGAGUGGAGGAGAUCGUGUCCGACCCAACCAUGGCCCUUAAGUUGAAGCGCGGAACCAAGGACAAGAUUGAGUCCGCCCUCAGCGACGCCAUGGCACAGCUUGAGAUUGAGGAUUCCAACUCGGAUGACCUGAAGAAGAAGGAGCUUGCGUUGAAGAGAGUUGUUACUAAGGCUAUGUCGACCCGCUAG
This is a messenger RNA of Venustampulla echinocandica, 1845 nucleotides long. Its product is annotated as putative heat shock protein 70. The coding region runs from base 1 to 1845 and encodes 614 amino acids. Lineage: Eukaryota; Fungi; Ascomycota; Leotiomycetes; Helotiales; Pleuroascaceae. The transcript has 8 exons. Gene Ontology annotation, cellular component: plasma membrane; cytoplasm; nucleus. Gene Ontology annotation, molecular function: misfolded protein binding; ATP-dependent protein folding chaperone; ATP hydrolysis activity. The record is from RefSeq and is a predicted model, not a curated record. Gene Ontology annotation, biological process: protein refolding; cellular response to unfolded protein; vesicle-mediated transport.